GGGUAGGCGAGGGAGAGAGAGAGAGCGCGCGCGCGUAAGGCUUGUCAAAGCCGGGUGAAUCUGGAACCAAAUCAAUCAACUCCGGAUCCGGCUCUAGAAUUUGCCCACAGAUAAAUGCAAUGGCAGGAAGCUCUCCCAAAACGUUGCAUUCAUUGCUAUCUACAUAACACCGCAAGUUGGGGAGCCACAACCAAAUCCACUUUUUUUUCUUUCUCCGCCUCUAGCACAGCCGCCUCCAACAGCAAAAAGAAAACCCAUCAAUUGAUUUUUGGUCUUCGAUGGAGAACCUGUUGGGUCUACUGAGGAUUCACGUCUUCAGAGGCAUCAAUCUUGCCAAACGAGACGUCAGGAGCAGCGAUCCCUACGUGGUUGUCCGAAUGGGCAAACAGAAAUUGAGGACUCGUGUAGUGAAGAAGAAUACCAAUCCUGAGUGGGAUGAAGAUUUGACACUUUCUAUCUCAAGCACUGAUCCCCCUGUCAAAAUUUCGGUGUACGACAAGGAUACGUUCAGCUUUGAUGACAAGAUGGGAGAUGCAGAAUUCGACAUCAGACCCUUUGCCGAGGCCGUGAAGAUGAAGCAGGAAGGGAAGCUGGAAGGCUUUCCCAACGGAACCACAAUCUUCCAAGUAAAACCCACCAGAGAAAACUGCCUCUCGGAAGAGAGCAACAUUAUGUGGACAGACGGCAAGCUUGUCCAGCACAUGUUUCUGAGACUGCGAAAUGUGGAGUGUGGUGAGAUAGAAUUGCAAUUGGAGUGGAUUGACGUUCCUGGGUCCAAGGGCUUUUCCAAGUGAAGACAUGGUAGAUACUAGAUUGUGUCUGUUGUUUCUCUUUGUACAGGCCACGUAUGAAGCUGUACUGGCGCCUGAUAGAUUUCUGCUGACAGUUUCUAUAAAGCUAUGUUUUGUUGUAUUUUUAUGCGUUUUUUUGUCGAUUGUAGAUUGUGGAACAAUAAUAAAUUUGGCCCAAACCGGUUCUUUACAAGAAAGAAUUACUUACUACUAAAGAA
Messenger RNA from Diospyros lotus (date-plum), 1009 nucleotides. RefSeq names its product protein C2-DOMAIN ABA-RELATED 4-like. Bases 279 to 794 code for a protein of 171 amino acids. Lineage: Eukaryota; Viridiplantae; Streptophyta; Magnoliopsida; Ericales; Ebenaceae. The transcript has 3 exons. The record is from RefSeq and is a predicted model, not a curated record.